Molecule: messenger RNA, 6133 nt
Organism: Oncorhynchus tshawytscha (Chinook salmon)
Lineage: Eukaryota; Metazoa; Chordata; Actinopteri; Salmoniformes; Salmonidae
Product: son of sevenless homolog 1
Biological process (GO): Ras protein signal transduction; positive regulation of GTPase activity
Cellular component (GO): plasma membrane
Molecular function (GO): protein heterodimerization activity; guanyl-nucleotide exchange factor activity
Source: RefSeq, a predicted model, not a curated record
GCGCCUGUGCAAUAUUCUUCUACCAGCAACUGCACCCGACCCGAGUCAUAACAAUCGUCUAAAUAAAUAAUUUUGACCAAAGGUAAACUGGUCAUUAAAACCAGCCUUUGCGUGGAUUCUUGGUUUUCUCGAUAACCAAACAAAAAGGCUAAAUAGUCUGAAGACAUGUUUUGAAAAUUAUAAAUUCAUGGAGGAUAACACGGUUAUCAAUAUCCACCCUGCCGAAGAUUCGGUGAAAAUGGGCGAUUUUGUACCGAAGAGGGUUUUUUUGCCCAAAAUAUAGGGAAUGAUUUAACUGGUCGAAAAGGACGAACAGUAUCGCAUUUCCCGAAACGUGAAGUGACACAUUCACUCCCACGUUGGAUACUAGCUAGUCAGCUACGCCACUGUCCACAUAUUGCUAGUUAGUUCACCACUACUCCAACCAUCUUCCGAUUCGGAUCGAUCCGCUACGGCUAGUAACAUCACCAACUCGGCUGCUAGCUAGCUACUACUAGCUUGCUAAAUUAGUUAGGGUAACAUUUGUUGCCACCAACAACGUCAGUUCGGAACUUGGAAAAAUUUACAUCUGCCAAAUCAACGCAAGCUUGCUAGUUAGCGUUUGAAGUAUCUUUGGGUUCGUGCAUUUUGAGCUUUUUUUAAACUAUCGGUGUCCCGAAAGAGCAAGCCUGCUAGCUAACGAUAGCGACUUGUUUCGGCAGCUGGAGACGGCUAGCUAGCAGCUAUCAACAUCUGUACACUGCCGAUGCAAUGGUCGCAUUGUUAACUGUUUUGGUAGAGGAAUGCUCAUUUGGUGGAUAUUCUGAGGCAGCGGGCCGCACAGAAUAUUGCACCUCUCAGUUCCAACCACAGGCCACACUAUAUACUGCUUUGAUGUGAGAAGUGGCCGUGAACACACAACGCUCACUGGCUGCAAGAUAGCGCACGAAGACCGGCAGCUGAAGCCAUGCAAGCGGCCCAGGUUCAGUACGACUUUUUCAGCGAGGAGAACGCACCGAAAUGGCGGGGGCUAUUGGUACCCUCCCUGAACAAGGUGCUGAGCCAGGUACAUCCCAAAUUGUCAUCCCAGGAGGAUGCACUGCAGUACAUUGAGGAGCUGAUCCUACUGCUGCUCAGCAUGCUCUGCCAGGCACAGCCACGCAGCGUGCAGGACGUGGAGGAGCGAGUGCAGAAGAGUUUCCCUCACCCUAUCGAUAAGUGGGCUAUCGCCGACGCGCAGGCAGCCAUCGAAAAGAGGAAGAGGAGGAAUCCUUUGGCCCUGCCAGUGGAUAAGAUCCACCCGCUGCUCAAGGAGGUACUAGGGUACAAGAUUGACCACCAGGUGUCGGUGUACAUCGUGGCCGUGUUGGAGUACAUCUCAGCAGACAUCCUGAAGCUGGCAGGGAACUACGUGAGGAACAUCCGCCACUACGAGAUCUCCCAGCAGGACAUCACCGUGGCCAUGUGUGCCGAUAAGGUUCUGAUGGACAUGUUCCACCAGGAUGAGGAGGACAUCAGCGGUUUCCCCCUGAUGGACGAGGAGCCGUCCACCAGCGAGGAGCAGACCUACUACGACCUGGUCAAGACCUUCAUGGCAGAGGUCCGACAGUACCUGCGCGACCUCAACCUCAUCAUCAAGGUGUUCCGCGAGCCAAUCGCCUCCGACGCCAAGCUCUUCUCCCACCAUGAUGUGGAGAACAUCUUCAGCCGCAUCGUGGACAUCCACGAGGUCACCCUCAAGCUGCUGGGCCUCAUUGAAGACACGGUGGAGAUGACAGAUGAGGGGAGCCCACACCCGCUGGUGGGCAGCUGCUUCGAAGACCUGGCCGAGGAGCUGGCCUUCGACCCCUAUGAGACGUAUGCUCAAGACAUCCUACGGACUGGCUUCCACGAUCACUUCCUCAGCCAGCUGUCUAAACCGGGAGCUGCCUUCUACCUCCAGUCUAUAUGCGAAGGCUUUAAGGAAGCAGUCCAGUACGUCCUGCCCCGGUUACUCCUGACACCUGUCUAUCAUUGUCUCCACUAUUUUGAGAUCUUAAAGCAACUGGAGGAGAAAAGUGAGGACGAGGAGGACAAGGAGUGUCUGAAGCAGGCCAUCACGGCGCUGCUCAAUCUGCAGAGUAGCAUGGAGAGGAUCUGCUCCAAGAACAUGGCCAAGAGGAGGCUGAGCGAGUCGGCCUGCCGCUUCUACAGCCAGCAGAUGAAGGGCAAGCACCUGGCCAUCAAGAAGAUGAACGAGAUCCAGAAGAACAUUGAUGGCUGGGAGGGCAAGGACAUCGGCCAGUGCUGCAACGAGUUCAUCAUGGAGGGGACACUGACACGCGUGGGCGCCAAACACGAACGGCACAUCUUCCUCUUCGACGGCCUGAUGAUCUGCUGCAAGUCCAACCAUGGCCAGCCGCGCUUGCCUGGCGCCUCGUCCACCGCUGAGUACCGCCUCAAGGAGAAGUUCUUCAUGCGCAAGGUGCAGAUCAACGACAAGGACGACAAGGAGGGCGAGUACCGGCACGCCUUUGAGAUCAUCCUCAAAGACGGCAACAGCGUGGUGUUCGCCGCCAAGUCAGCCGAGGACAAGAAUGGCUGGAUGGCGGCGCUCAUCUCGCUGCAGUACCGCUCGACGUUGGAGCGCAUGCUGGACUCGGCCAUGCUGCAGGAGGAGAAGGAGGAGCAAAUGAGGCUGCCCGGGGCGGAGCUUUACCGGUUCGCCACGCCCGACUCUGAGGAGAACGUGGUGUUCGAGGAGAACGUGCAGUCCAAGUCGGGCAUCCCUAUCAUCAAGGCGGGGACAGUGCUCAAGCUCAUCGAAAGGCUCACCUUCCACAUGUAUGCAGAUCCAAAUUUUGUCCGAACAUUUCUAACAACCUACAGGUCCUUCUGCAAACCUCAGGAGCUGCUGGGUCUUCUUAUGGAGAGGUUUGAAAUCCCAGAGCCAAAGCCCACAGAGGCAGACCAGAUGGCCAUAGAAAACGGAGACCAACCUCUCAGCGCCGAACUCAAACGAUUUCGCAAGGAGUUUGUCCAGCCAGUCCAACUCCGAGUACUGAAUGUAUGUCGCCACUGGGUGGAGCACCACUUCUAUGACUUUGAGCGGGACUGCCAGUUACUGAAGCGUCUGGAGGAGUUCAUUGCAUUGGUGCGAGGCAAGGCCAUGAAGAAGUGGGUGGAGUCCAUCACCAAGAUCAUCCAGAGGAAGAAGCAGGCGCAGGCCAACGGGCCCAGCCACAACAUCACCUUCGAGACCUCGCCGCCACCCAUCGAGUGGCACCUCAGUAAGCCGGGCCAGACAGACCAGUUUGACCUCAUGACCCUCCACCCCAUUGAGAUCGCCCGGCAGCUCACACUGCUCGAAUCCGACUUCUACAGGGCGGUGCAGCCAUCAGAGCUGGUGGGCAGCGUGUGGACGAAGGAGGACAAGGAGCUGAACUCUCCCAACCUUCUGCGCAUGAUCCGCCACACCACCAACCUCACGUUGUGGUUCGAAAAGUGUAUCGUAGAGACGGAGAACCUGGAAGAGCGGGCAGCGGUGGUGGCGCGUAUCAUCGAGAUCCUGCAGGUGUUCCAGGAGCUCAACAACUUCAAUGGCGUGCUGGAGGUGGUCAGCGCCAUGAACUCUUCGCCUGUCUACCGGCUAGACCACACCUUCGAGCAAAUUCCAAGCCGACAGCGGAAGAUUCUGGAGGAGGCCCACGAACUGAGCGAGGACCACUACAAGAAGUACCUGGCAAAACUACGCUCCAUCAACCCCCCCUGUGUCCCCUUCUUUGGGAUCUACUUGACGAACAUCCUGAAGACGGAGGAAGGCAACCCUGACUUCCUGAAGAGGCAUGGCAAGGAGCUGAUCAACUUCAGCAAGCGACGGAAAGUGGCCGAGAUCACCGGGGAGAUCCAGCAGUACCAGAACCAGCCCUACUGCUUACGGGUGGAGAGCGAUAUCCGGAAGUUCUUUGAAAACCUCAAUCCAAUGGAGGACAAGGCAGAGAAGGAGUUUGCUGACUAUCUGUUCAACAAGUCGCUGGAGAUCGAGCCUCGGAAUGCCCGGUCGUUGCCUCGAUUUCCCAAGAAGUACAACUGCCCGCUCAAGUCGCCCGGCGUGCGCCCGUCCUCGGUGCGCCCGGGCACCAUGCGCCACCCGACGCCACUGCAGAACGAGCCACGCAAGAUCAGCUACAGCCGCAUCCCUGACAGCGAGAUGGAGAGCGCCGCCUCUGCGCCCAACUCGCCGCGCACGCCCCUCACGCCGCCGCCGGCCUCGGCCGCCUCCAGCUCCACGGACAUCGGCAGCGUGUUCGACUCGCCCCAGGGCCCCUCCAGCCCCUUCCACUCCAACUGCGACAGCAUCUUUGCCCCGGUCUCUUUACCACACGGCCCACGGUCCUCUUCAGUUUCCUCCAUGGUGAGUCUCCACAGGAGCACUGAAGACGCCACCGUCCCCCCGCCUGUGCCCCCUCGCAGACGCCCCGAAUCCGCCCCCGCUGAAUCUUCCCCUUCGAAGAUGAUGUCCAAGCACUUGGACAGCCCCCCCGCCAUCCCUCCGCGGCAGCCCACCACCACCAAGGUCUACUCGCCGCGCUACUCGCUCUCGACCGAGCGCACCUCCUUGUCGGAGCCGCCUGACAGCCCACCCACACUGCCACCGCGGGAGCCCGUGAGAACGCCGGACGUCUUCUCCAGCUCCAACAGCCCCCUGCACCUGCAGCCACCCCCGCAGGGCCGCAUCCGCAGCAGCGAACCCACGCUGAGCCAGACCUUCUUCCCUCCCUCGCCGUUCGGCCCGCUCACCCCGCCACCACCCCCGACUCCCUCGCCCUCGCUGGGGCCGCGCAAGCACCUGCCCUCCCCGCCCUUGACUCAGCCCUACUCCCUCCGGGGGUGCAGCUGGCCCCCUGUGCCCCCCCGCCAGAGCACCAGCAGCGCUGCUGCCCAAGCCAUCCCCAAGCUCCCCAAAACGUACAAAAGGGAGUCGGUGUCAUACCCGUCCCUUGCGCAUCGAGACGGCCCGCCCCUGCUGGAGAAUGCCAACCCCUUUUAAAAAGACUUGUGUAUGUGAUCUGGGGGAAAUUAUUGAACACUAAAGACUUGGACAAAAAACAACAUUAAUUGUGAUGUUGACUUUGAGAAGAAAAAAAAGACAAUACCAGUGUAGAUUCUUAGCUACCUGGAAAAAUAAUCAUGUGCCCUUAUAAAAAAAAAAAUACUUAAACGAAAGAUGAUUGUCCUUUUUCAUUCGUGCAGACCAUUUGGAGAUUCCCUAUAAAAAUCCUUUUGGGGGGGGGGGUCUUACUGUUUUGUUUUGUUGUAUGUGUUUGUAUGUACAGUAUGUCCUUUGUCAUCGUCCAAUGUUUAUUUCAUUUUUAUUUGUUAAGUGAAUCGAUUGCAGCAUUACUUGUCUAUGAGCUCGGUGGCCUACCCAUGCACAUACAGCUUGAACCGUAGUAAACCAUGAACCAGGACCACACAAGUCCACCGCACGCUGGAGGACGGAACGAUAAAGACUGCAACCCAGUUUGAACAGACUCCAGGAGAAAUCCACAGACUUAAUAGUGUUUUAACUCCCUGUGUAUGGGCUAAACGAUCUACUAAAGUGGCCCAUAUUGACCAGAGAGGACUCUAGCUUUCACGGUGUUGCAAACCCAUUCAACUCGCCCAUAACAAAUCUCUGUUGUUCAAUCCACCUCACUCAGAUGGAAAAAGGGACUUGGGAAAUCAUGUUGUUAGAUUAGGUUUUAAGGCUUUGUGUAGAGACUCAGUCCGGAGCGAGCUUCUUUUUUUUGUGCCAGUAGAUCGACCAGAGUACCGUGAUUUAAGGCAGGGUUUCCCAACCUCGGUCCUGGGUGCAUGUUUAGUUGUUUUUGCCCCAGCACUACACAGUUGAUUCAAAUAAUUCAAGCUUGAUGAUGAGUUUGUUAAUUGAAUCAGAUGUGUAGUGCUAGGGCAAAAAAACUAAAUGUGGGGGGUCCAGGACUGAGUUUGGAAAACCCUGAUUUAAGGUACCCAUCCACACCAAAGAGGUACUUUUCAAGAAACACAAGAAGUGAUUGUUCUUAAGUUUGUGUUAGUACUUUUAUGUUCUGAUUCAUUUCUGCCAAUGAGUAUGUAAAGAUAAUUACGAUUUGACUUCUUUAAACAAGGGAAUAAAAGUGUUUCUACCACUCUA